AUGCUUCCUUUUGUCUAUGUUGUUAUCUCUUUAAACCUGAUAUUGGAGAGCAAUUUGAUGGUGAAUCUUUUAUUGGUGUUGGAUUUUCGAAUUGGAAGAAAAAAGAUAGACUACAAAUUCAUGUUGGAGGACCGAAUAGUGCCCAUAAUAAAGCUUGGAGAAGUUGUGAGGUCAACAAUUCUCUCAAAACACUCAAAGCAAGAUCGAAUUGAUUAUCGAACCCGUUUAGGUGCAUCAGUUGGUGUUAGUAGGAUACUUUUACAACAAGGGCUUCCAUUUCGUGGGCAAGAUGAAUCUGAAAAUUCAACCAAUCAAGGGAAUUUUCUUGCAUUUUUACGAUGGCUAUGUCGUUUCAAUGAUGAUAUAAAAGCUGUCACGCUAAAAAAUGCUCCUGAAAAUAUGAAGUUGACAUCACCUGAUAUCCAGAAGGACAUUUCAAGUGCUAUUUCAACUGAAAUUAUCAAUGCAAUCAUAAGGGAUAUUGGUGAUUCAUUAUUUGUCAUUCUUGUUGAUGAAUCAUGUGACAUGUCUUCAAAGGAGCAUAUGGCAAUUGUGCUACGUUAUGUGGAUAAAGGUCAGGUAAUUGAACGUUUUGUAGGUAUUGUGCAUGUUACAGAUACUAAAUCUUCCUCACUCAAGUUAGCCGUUGAUGAUUUCUUUUCGAGACAUGGAUUAAGCAUCUCUAAAUUGCGAGGGCAGAGUUAUGAUGGCGCAAGUAAUAUGAGAGGCGAGUUUAGUGGUCUUAAAACACUCCUUCUAAAUGAGAAUGACUCUACUUUUUAUGUUCAUUGUUUUGCUCAUCGACUUCAGCUAGCUCUGGUAGCUAUGGCAAAGAAACAUUCAGAAAUUGCAAAUUUAUUUACUAUGGUUUCUUAUGUGGUGAAUGUUGUGGGUGCAUCCGCUAAGCACCGUGAUAUGCUGAGAGAAAAGUAUGCUGAUGUAAUUUUUGAAGUACUCAAUAAUAAUGAGCUCUUAAGUGGGCAAGGCCUGAAUCAAGAAACUAAUCUUAAGCGGUCUAGUGAUACACGAUGGAGCUCUCAUUAUAAUUGUUUAAUCAGUUUGGAAAACAUAUUCCCGUCUGUGAUAGAUGUGCUUAAGAUUGUAAGAACAGAUGGAUCAGGUUACGAACAAAAAUUUGAAGCAAAGGUUCUAUUGACUUUUAUGCAAUCAUUCAGCUUCAUUUUUGGUCUACACUUGAUGAAAAGAAUUUUGGGAAUCACAAACGACUUGUCUCAGGCAUUACAAAAGAAAAAUCAAGAUAUUGUGAAUGUCAUGGACUUGAUCAAAAUAUGUAAAGGAAGAUUGCAAAGUAUGCGAGAUAAUGGUUGA
Molecule: messenger RNA, 1329 nt
Organism: Prunus persica (peach)
Lineage: Eukaryota; Viridiplantae; Streptophyta; Magnoliopsida; Rosales; Rosaceae
Product: zinc finger MYM-type protein 1-like
Exons: 1
Coding region: 1-1329 (442 amino acids)
Source: RefSeq, a predicted model, not a curated record